UCUUCUCGUUUUGACCCAUCGACCACAUCGGUCUCCCCAUUCCAUCGUCUUCGGUUUGCGAGUUCGUUCAGAAACGUUUACUUUAGAGAGUGUGAGGAGAGAAAACCGUGACCGCUCAACCGAGCACGGGUGGAGGGAAGGCUUGAUUGGCAGCCAGCAGAACUUACCAAUCAAGUACUACUAAUACAUUUUGACAAUCUGGUUGAAAAUGGCAGCUAACAAGAACAAGAAUCAGAGUUCAUUGGCACUACACAAAGUGAUAAUGGUUGGCAGUGGAGGUGUAGGCAAGUCAGCACUAACAUUGCAGUUCAUGUAUGAUGAGUUUGUGGAAGACUAUGAGCCUACUAAAGCUGACAGUUACAGGAAAAAAGUUGUUCUGGAUGGCGAGGAGGUACAGAUAGAUAUCUUGGACACUGCUGGACAGGAGGAUUAUGCAGCCAUUCGGGAUAAUUACUUCCGCAGUGGGGAGGGUUUUCUCUGCGUCUUUUCAAUAACUGAACAGGAAUCAUUUACAGCUACAGUAGAAUUUAGGGAACAGAUUCUCCGUGUGAAAGCAGAGGAAGAUAAAAUCCCAUUGCUUUUAGUUGGUAACAAGUCGGAUUUAGAAGAUCGAAGGCAAGUGUCUGUCGAAGAAGCAAGGAGCAAAGCAGAAGAGUGGGGUGUUCAGUACGUUGAGACUUCGGCUAAAACACGAGCCAAUGUAGAUAAGGUAUUUUUUGACUUGAUGAGAGAAGUGCGAGCGAAGAAAAUGUCAGAAAACAAGGACAAAAAUGGAAAGAAAAGCAGCCGGAACAAAAAGAGCCUCAGAGAGCGAUGCUGCAUACUGUGAUUAUUUUUUGUGAUCAAUUAGCAGCAAUUUGAACUUGGGCACUUAACAUUCAUUUAGCCACUCAAUUUGUUUAUAAUCAAUCACUUUAUUUUAUGGCAAAACGGUGUUUAUUCAAAGUAUUGAGUGGGUUCAUUGUCAAUACAGUGCUCUUUGGACCGACUUGUAGGAUUUGUAUUUCUUUGCCUUUUGCUACAGGCAUAUUUUAAUCUUUGGGUGAACUGUUCUUAUCAAGCAGUAACAUGCUCCACCUUCCAUGUAGAUCUCUGGAUUCCCUUGUCCAGUUAACUGCUAAUUAUUCAUAACCUCUUCUAAAUCAAUUUGGGAAGUAAUUAAAGGGCAGAUUUCUAAUACAUCAAAAGAAAACUGCAGAUUUAUAAAAGGCAGCAUGCAUAAGCUGUUGUAUUACAGCUUGUGUUCAAAGUUUAAUUUGUCUUUUAAUGUGAAGACCUUGUGUUUAAAAUAGCAUUUGAUAAAGUAGUUUGAACACUCAGAUCCUCUUUUAUAUAGCACCACAUGUGGUCUUGCAGUAUAGCUAAACUCUCAACUUGUGCCAUUCUUGAAUUGAGAGGCAAAUGAUUAAAACCUAGCUUUCUGGCAUAGUGCAACUGUAAGCCGGCUUUGUUAAAGCCUGGAGUAGCUUUAAUAAAGUCCAGAGGUAAAGUUUCCAAGUGUGGUAAUUAUUUUCUGCUGUUCUUUUCAUGAAGUAGAAAUAUUUUUGGAGGUGUUCUCUCCCAUAAACUUAAACCAUAGGUCUAAUUACCUCACUAAAAAAAAAAUCUUGUGUGGUUUAUUUUUAGAUCUAAGUUUUUCACUAGUACAACAACAACCCCAUUCCACAAACAGUUUUGGUAUUUUGGCAUCCAAUAUAAUUAGUAGCUUUGUAGGUGGAGGGACUUCUCAUUGUCUCUAAGAACGUCAUGUUGCAUUUUCUAUCUCUGUGAAUAGUAUUAACAGCGCUCGAAAUUAAGAUCUGCUUCACAGAUCACUAGCACUAAAAAGUGUUCCGAGUCUAUUCACCAGAGCAGCACAUGUGUUAGGUGGGGUAUUAGAUUGUGUGCCUGUCUGUCUUUAUGGUAAAAACAUUGGCAUGAAGAAAAGUUAUUUCUCAGCUAAAUCUGCAAAUGACUGAGCACGUGAAACACAGUAGCAAUCAUAGGUUUAGUGUUCAACCUUUUUUAAAAGUACAUAGUCCUGUAUGGUCUUGUGGUAAAAGAAGAUAAUGGAUAAAGAACAAUUCUUUCAGAUGUUUUUAAGAACACAAAGUUAAUCUGUGAGGAAUAGACCAAUAUCUCGCACUGAUUUUUAACAUGUGUAAAGAAACAAGAUUGGACAGUGUUUGGUUUUUAUGUAAAUCUUGUGAAUGACUUGUAUAAACCUUGGGUUAUUCUGACUUGUGUUUUUAACAACAAUUUCGCGGUGGAAGUGGGUUAUCACUGCAUUAAAACACUAGAUUAUUGGGACAGUACAGCAAUUGAUUCUCCUACAUUUUGCCUUAACACAAAUUGCAUGUAAUUUGAACUUGACCCUUUUUUGUUUUUUGAUUUGUAGAUAACAUGACUGCAUUAAAUCACAAAUUUAAUUAAUGUUUAUGUUGAGAUGAAUAAGUUGGAGUUCCAUGCCAGUAAUAAACUGUGGUAUUGUAUUUGCCAAAAACUAAUAGUUACCCAGACUGUUUACAUUGCUUAACAAAAUGAAUAAUUUCAAGAUGGAAGUUUCUUGAUUGAGACAAACCUAAUGUCAUCAUGAAAAUGUGAAAUAUUUCAAUGAAUUAUGAAUAAAACCAGUAGCAUAACUUGA
Molecule: messenger RNA, 2626 nt
Organism: Rhincodon typus (whale shark)
Lineage: Eukaryota; Metazoa; Chordata; Chondrichthyes; Orectolobiformes; Rhincodontidae
Gene: ralba
Product: v-ral simian leukemia viral oncogene homolog Ba (ras related)
Exons: 5
Coding region: 209-829 (206 amino acids)
Biological process (GO): Ras protein signal transduction
Cellular component (GO): plasma membrane
Molecular function (GO): GDP binding; GTPase activity; GTP binding
Source: RefSeq, a predicted model, not a curated record